Messenger RNA from Cryptotermes secundus, 1147 nucleotides. RefSeq lists its product as uncharacterized. The record is from RefSeq and is a predicted model, not a curated record. The annotation marks the transcript as partial. The transcript has 9 exons. NCBI's taxonomy places the organism in Eukaryota, Metazoa, Arthropoda, Insecta, Blattodea, Kalotermitidae.
CGUACUGGCGGGGACUGUACGUAACCCGAGCGCUGGUCCGGUUAGCAUCUCCGUUAUGCCUGUCGCUCAGUUCGCGUCUAUAGCUCGCUGUGGACCCACGUGAAGUUGUGUGUGGUGUUGUGUGGCGGCUGAACACGUGCAACAUGUGGACACAGGCAUGAAGGAGGACAACCUGUGGUACUUGCCCUGGGUGGUUCGCCCUGAUUUGUUGCAUGGAACGCAGUACUUCGUAUCAUCAUCUCUCGGCGUCAUCAGGAGGCGCCGUCGUGCACCCCUGCCCACUUCUCUUUCUGUUCAACGUUGCGGCUGUCAACAUCAACCGGAAAUCGAACGUAGGCCCUCGGAACUUCCUUCUCUUCAUCAUAAUCCUCACCACGUCAGAUGGCGUCCCUGCGAUGGCAGCUCAGCUCGACAUCAUGAUGCAGGUUACCGAGGACCCUCCGGACCCCGCAAAAGGGCAGUUUCGAGCAAUGGACCACGUCACGGAUCCUCCAACAUAUACCACGGUUCCGAUAACGGCCUCGACGUAGAUGUCCCAGACUUCUGCUGUCAGUCGGUGCUCUCCUUACCGUAUCUUCUCACCCAGAGCCACGAGGCGCCAGAUCGCAGAUACCAUCGUCUUUACUCUCGCGACGAGAAGAGAGUUGCAGCCAAGAAUGUUUCCACUAACAUCACGCUUCGACGCCAGAAGGCCUUCAAGAACGAGAUCACCUCAGCAGCGAUUGCUCGUUCUGGCUUGGGGCUGAAGACGUGUCCCAAAGUUACUCCUGCGACCACGAGGAGACGAGGCAGCGCUAGUAGCGCCGCAGCUGGCUCACGUGAUAUCUCGCCUUCUGGUAAUGGCGGUAGCACACCAGUAGCAGCAUCUGGACAACAUGGCGGCGGCAGCAGCAGCAGCGGUAACAAUACACCAUGGGCCACGUCACAGCUGCCUCACGAGUGGCGGCGCCUCGUUGGCUCCAUCAGGCGUCGGGUGCGGGGCAAAACUCCCUCCACCGCUGCUGCAGCUGCCGCCCCCAGUAGCGAGAAGAUGUCAGCCUUCAUGACGUCAUCAGACCCGGCGGUCCGCGAUGAUUUCCUGCGGGCCACCAUGAGAAUCUUCCUGGUAGUGUCGCCCCCAAUGGGGCGCCUGCAAGUGACACACAGG